Molecule: messenger RNA, 997 nt
Organism: Monodelphis domestica (gray short-tailed opossum)
Lineage: Eukaryota; Metazoa; Chordata; Mammalia; Didelphimorphia; Didelphidae
Source: RefSeq, a predicted model, not a curated record
AUGGCACCAGGAAACCAAACAAAAUUCACUGAAUUUAUCCUCCUGGGAUUUUCUGAGACACCAGAGCAACAAAGGACCAUCUUUGGGUUGUUCUUGGGCAUGUACUUGGUCACUGUAUUUGGAAACAUACUCAUAAUGUUGGCUGUUGGCUCUGAUUCUCACCUCCACACGCCCAUGUACUUUUUCCUUUCUAACCUGUCCUUUGUAGAUCUCUGUGUGGUAUCUACCACGGUACCCAAGAUGUUAGUAAGUAUCUUGACACAAAACAAGGCCAUCUCCUAUGCUGGCUGUCUUGCCCAGAUGUCCCUAUUUAUGUUUUUUGGUGGUUUGGACAAUUUCCUUCUCACUGCAAUGGCCUAUGACCGUUUUGUGGCUAUCUGUCACCCUCUGCGCUAUACAUCCAUCAUGAGUCCUGAGCUGUGCUGCCUGAUGGUGCUGCUCUCCUGGAUACUAAGUCUUCUCAACACCCUCCUUCACAGUCUGAUGGUGACAAGACUCUCCUUCUGUACAGUCCAUGAAAUCCAGCACUUCUAUUGUGAUCUUGAUAAAAUUCUAAAACUCUCGUCUUCUGACACCCUUAUCAAUUAUGUCUUGCUAUAUAUUGUAGCUGGUCUGCUUGGUGUUCUCCCCCUCACAGGGAUUCUCUUCUCAUACAGUCAGAUCUUUUCUUCCAUUUUAAAAGUCCCAUCUGCUGGGGGUAAGUACAAAGCCUUUUCUACCUGUGGAUCUCAUCUCUCUGUUGUUUCCUUAUUCUAUGGCACAGGGCUGGGAGUGUGUUUGAGCUCCUCAGUGACCCAGUCUUCCUGGAAGAGUACAGUUGCCUCAGCAAUGUAUGCUGUGGUCACCCCCAUGCUGAACCCCUUCAUCUAUUGUCUUAGGAACAAAGAUAUAAAAGGUGCCCUCACAGAGUUCUUCAGAGUUAAUUUCUAGAAAGCCAGAGGGACAUGGGGUUUGGCUGAACCUCUCUUCCUCUCCACACAUGCCUGAGGAUAUCACC